Naegleria gruberi is the source of this 1703-nucleotide messenger RNA. RefSeq names its product protein kinase. Gene Ontology annotation, biological process: protein phosphorylation; intracellular signal transduction. The record is from RefSeq and is a predicted model, not a curated record. Gene Ontology annotation, cellular component: cytoplasm; nucleus. Lineage: Eukaryota; Heterolobosea; Eutetramitea; Acrasida; Naegleriidae. The transcript is spliced from 4 exons. Gene Ontology annotation, molecular function: MAP kinase activity; ATP binding. Bases 1 to 1635 code for a protein of 544 amino acids.
AUGUCCCAUCAUCACUACACAGACUCCUCACAAAUGACUGAUGACGUUGUUAAUCAAGUCAUUCAAGACGAAAUGUCCAUCGAUCAAGAUAUGAUGAAUAAUAAUCAAGGCUCAUCAUCAGAACAACAACAACAAGCACAUCACCAAGAACAUUUCGAAGAACAAAUCCAACAAUCUAUAUCUCAAUCCAAAAUACCGGCAACUUCCUUUUCUAAAUUAGCCAGAUUGCAACAACAACAAGAACCUGAAUAUGAUCAAUUAGAGGCUAAGGAACUUGAUGGAGAAGUAUUUGAUGUUCAGAGAAAGUAUCAAUUAGAAGCAAUUAGAGGACAGGGAAGUUAUGGUGUAGUUGCAAGUGCCAUGAAUACAAGAACUGGUCACAAAUGCGCCGUUAAAAAGAACAAGAAUGUCUUUCCAAGAGUUUCAAAGAAUAAUGAAGCCACUGUUCCUCACCGAUCCAAAAUGUCACAGAAGAGAAUUUUGAGAGAAUUGAAAAUCCUCCAACACUUGUAUCAUCCAAAUAUUGUCAGAUUGGUUGAUGUUGUUCCUCCAAGAGAUUACGAUAGUUUCGGUGAUGUUUACUUUGUUACAGAAUUGAUGGAAGCCGAUUUAAGAGAUAUCCUUUCCAGUGAUCAACCAUUGACCGAUCAACAUGUUAAAUAUUUUGUAUAUCAAAUUUUAUUAGCUGUACAUUAUACACAAAGUGCAAAUAUUCUUCACAGAGAUUUGAAACCAGAAAACAUUUUAUUGAAUAGCAAUUGUGAAUUAAAGAUUUGUGACUUUGGACUUGCCAGAGGAAUUGAUUUUGAUCAAGAUCCUAGAAUGAGUACAAACUAUGUACAAACUCGUUGGUACAGAGCUCCUGAAUUGAUUUUAAAUAAUGAUAUUGUUUCUAAGGAAACUGAUAUGUGGUCAAUCGGAUGUAUUAUGGCUGAAUUGAUGGGAAGAAAGGUUUUAUUUAGAGGAACUUGUGCAGUUGACCAAAUGAGACGUAUUGUCACAACACUGGGUACACCAAAUGCUGAAGAUAUCAAGGGAUCUGAUCAAGGUAUUGAAUUCAUGGCAACUCUUCCAAAAUCUGAAGGAAAAGAUUUUUUCAAACUCUUCUCCAAUUGUAAUGUACUUGCCAUUGAUUUGUUAAAGAGAAUGUUAGAAUUCAAUCAUGAAAAGAGAAUUACAACAGAACAAGCUAUUCGUCAUCAAUACUUUGCUGACUUGUUCGAAGAAAGUGAUAUUGUCAAUUGUGAUGCUCUCUUUGAUUUUUCAUGGGAAGAUAAGUUAAUUGACUCUGAAGAUAUCAAACGUGAAUGUUAUGAUUCAAUUAUCAAAUAUAGGAAGGAUAAGACAAAUAAUAGAAAUUCAUACAUGUAUCCAAAUAUUUCACUUAUUGAACAAAAGAAGAAGAUGAUCAGAGAAAGAAGACAAAAAGAACAAUUAGCUAAGCAACAACAAGAAGAAGUUCUGAGAAAGCAAAAGGAAGAACAAUUAAAGAAACAACAAGAUGAAGAAGAUGAAAGAAAUAGACAAGAACAAUCCAAUUCAACAUCAACAAGCUCUCAAACCAGAGAACGAAAAGGAACAGGAACUGGAGGUAAAUUCAAACUUUUCAAGAAAGUUAGAGAAUUACUUCAAUAAUCCAAGUUUAGUUCCAUACCAUGUAAAAAGUAAAUAAAAAUUGAAAAAUCUCAAAGCUGGUCUUGGUU